Messenger RNA from Danio rerio (zebrafish), 2706 nucleotides. The record is from RefSeq and is a predicted model, not a curated record. Lineage: Eukaryota; Metazoa; Chordata; Actinopteri; Cypriniformes; Danionidae.
UCGUUUGAACACAUUUCUCUCAUUUGCAUAGAGGAAAACACGCCCCUGUGUGAGCUGCAAUAAAGCCACGCCCCCUGCAGCGAAUCAAUGAAACUUCUGAGAGCGGCGCUUUGAAGUCCUCGCACAGAUAAAGGCGUCUCGGAUGAAGAAUGCGAGCAGAUUCUCGCAUAUACAUUCAUAUUUGCAGACGAAUAUUCGCGAACGUUUCUAUGUCGGAGGCAACAGGCGACACAGAUUUACAGCGCAACCACAGGAUGGAGUUAUUUAUCUGGGAAUGACUCUUAUUUUUAAUGUCAAAGCCCUUAUCUUGGAGAACCAAAGUGAUGGCUCAUUGGAUUCGACUUUACUGGAGAAUCUGUUUGCUGGUUCAUCUAACUCUAGCUGAAGAUCUGAAGCCCACCAGAUGGCCUCUCUACCCCCAAAAACCUCUGGUUCUGGUUUGGAACGCCCCAACCGAAGACUGCAGGCCUCGCCACAAAGUUCAUUUCCAGCUCGAUCAGUUUCAGAUCGUGGCUUCACCAAAUCAAGGCUUCACCAAGCAGAACCUCACCAUCUUUUACAAAGACCGCCUGGGCCUGUAUCCUCAUUAUGAGGACGGUACUGCCGUCAAUGGUGGCCUACCACAAAUCGCCAGCCUCACGCAACAUCUAGAGAAGAUGCCGGAGGGAAUUGAGAAGUACAUUCGAGACCCGUUGGCUAAAGGUCUGGCUGUCAUCGAUUGGGAGGAAUGGCGUCCAUUGUGGAUACGAAAUUGGGAAGCUAAAGAAAUUUACAAAAGACAGUCAAAGCAUUUGGUGAGCCAAAAAAACCCGGAUUGGACUUCUUCCCAGAUAAGCAAAACAGCCCAAAUGGAGUUUGAGUUGUCCAGUCGUAAAUUCAUGCAGGAGACCUUACGCUUGGCUAAAAGUUUGCGCCCUCACCAAUUGUGGGGCUUCUACCUCUUCCCUGACUGCUACAACCACGACUACCGUAACAGUCUGGAGAGCUAUACGGGGCGCUGUCCGGAUGUGGAGUUGGUCAGAAACGACCUGCUCAAGUGGCUGUGGACUGAAAGCACAGCACUCUUUCCUUCAAUCUACAUGGGCUCUGUGUUGCGUUCAACAUCCUUCGGGCGCCAGUUUGUCCGAAACCGGGUGAAGGAGGGAAUGAGAUUGGCAUCGGUGGGAGAGGGACUGGCACGUCCUGUUUUUGUCUACAGCCGCCCUACGUAUGCCAAUGAGCUGGAAGUGCUGACAGAGACUGAUCUGGUGUCCACCAUUGGAGAAAGUGUGGCUCUGGGCGCAGCUGGUAUCGUUCUCUGGGGUGACGCUGCUUAUGCCAGCAGCAAUGCCAGUUGUUCCAGUAUAAACCAGUACUUGCGCGGUCCACUGGGCCAGUACCUGCUGAACGUCUCCACUGCUGCCGAGCAGUGCAGUGGCUUUCUGUGCAGUUCUCAUGGACGGUGUCUGCGCAGGCAUGCAGACACGGACACAUAUCUGCAUCUCGACCCAAAGACGCACACAAUAGUCGGCCAAGGGAGUGAAAUGCGUGUGCGAGGAGAUUUGAGCGUUGAAGAGCACCGGCGGAUGACUAAAGACUUCCAGUGCCAGUGUUUCAGCGGGUAUCAGGGCGAAAGAUGUGAUCUUGAGGACCCUCUUCAGCAGCGAGGGCAUGGAAAUACACUUAAAGCACUAUGGAUUUAUCCUCUCUCUCCACUCCUGCUGCAUUUAUUGACAUGAGCAAACUAAUGUUCGUGCUUAUGCAAUGCUGGUCAGUGCUCUCCAAACGCUGUUGUGACAAGGUUUCCUGAAGUCAUGAGGGUGAGCUUGAAAUUGCAACUUAUAAGUGUAAACACAGGAAACUCAAAGUUCCUCUGAGUUUAAAUAAGCACUUUUGUUUGCUGUCACGCAUUACUCACACAACAUUCGAGCCAGAUGCAGAAUAUUGUGCAACAGGAUCAUCACAUGAGAUUUAAUGACUAACUCUGACUCUUAUAGAUGACUUGUUCUUUAUCUUUGAGUCACCGUUAAGGAUUUGGAUAGUUUGGGUUUAAGCGUUAAUUCAGAACAUGUGACUGUAAAGAUGCUGGCUGUCUAACACUAAACUGCAGAAUGCAAAUGUUAAUAGACCUUUCGAUAAGCCCCGCCCUCUUAGUUGCUGUUGCUGCGCCUGUCAAGCUUUCGCGCCUGGCUUGUCUAUUACAAUGUGCAAGCGCCAGUGUCAGACGUUGCCAGGGAUUUAAUUAGACAUUUAUGGCGAACAGGUGGUAUAUCCGAGAAAGCAAGACAAAAGAAGGACUGCAGUAUGCAUUACAGGGGUAUAUUCACAACAUAAUAGGCGACCGAUUAGAGAAUAAUUCAAUCAAAAUUGAAGCUAGCUUAGCCUAGCCGCCUCAUACGCCUCAUACCAUUCAACAGAUUAGCUCAUGCACAGCAGGAGAGGUGACAUUUAAAAAUAACCUAAUAAUAACAGAUUAAACUGUGAUUUCUCUUUUUUAGCCAAAAAGCCUGAUAGAUUAAUGUUGUGCAAUGAAAUAUAGCGUUACUAACCGACCAGGAAACGUGCUUCUACAUCAUUCAUCCGUAGACAGAGCAGCCAGAAAGAGAAAAUGGUCCCACUUUAUAUUAAGUUUCCCUAACUACUAUGCACUUACAUCAAAAAAAUAAAUACAAUAUACUUACUGUGUUUAUAAUGUAUUUGAGAACACUUGUGGUUGGGUUAUGGACA